UCUUCAAGAUGCACAAGUUGUUCGUGCUUCUCGCCCUCGUCGCCCUAGUGGCUGGUAAGUUUUUGAACAUUUCCGCGAGAAUGGUACAUUGUCGGCUAUAAAUGUUAAGAUCACUCGCCUUAAACGAAUACUUAAAAAUGUUACUGUCACAUCUCACGUAAUAAUCUUAGGAAGUUAGUAACAUCAGCGAACAGCACUAAAACGAUAAGAGCUUCUACCUUCGUAAACUUUUUAAACGCGAGAUUAUCUUGCAAAUAACGCAAGGAAGAAUAUUUUCAAACAAAACUCGCGCGUCUAUCUUUCAGGAACGCCCAUAAACCAGACAGUGGAUGACCUGAUCCGAAUGGAAGGUCGCAUCGUAGGUGGUGAAGAAACCACCAUCAAAGUAAUACCGUAUCAAGUGAGCUUGCGAAUCAAUGGUCACCACACCUGCGGAGGUAGCAUAAUCUCUAAGGACUGGAUCUUAACUGCCGCACACUGUGCCGGAGGCGCUGCCAAAAACUACCAAGUGCACGCAGGCUCUACCUACGUCGACAACGGCGGUUCGCUGCACCGAGUUCAAAAAAUAAUCACGCACGAAUCCUAUGGAGCUAACCACAAAGGUAUCCCGGUGAACGACAUCUCUCUGUUUCAUCUGGCGGAACCGUUGCAUCUCGACGACACGAGGAAAGCAGUGGCACUGAAUCAAGCAGCUGCUUCAUCGCUCGUUGGCAAAUACGGAUUGAUCACCGGUUGGGGUGCCACCAGAGAAUCGAGUUCGAAUCUGCCUCGAGUCCUUCGCAAGGUUUCGGUUCCCAUAGUCUCGAUCAAAUCGUGCAGGGAUGCUUACCGGAGCCUCGGUCAGAUUCCUGACGGGCAAAUUUGCGCCGGAAUUGAGAAGGGUGGCAAAGACUCCUGCCAAGGUGACUCUGGUGGUCCGUUCGUUGUCAAUGGCAAACUCGUGGGCAUCGUUUCCUGGGGGAAGGGAUGCGCAACUCCACAUUAUCCAGGUGUUUACACCGAGGUCAGCCACUAUCGUGAAUGGAUCAAACGUCACAGCGGUGUUUAAUUUCGCGAGUGACGCUUUCUCGACUCGAUUCCUAUACUCGACGCAACGACACAACGACACAACGACACAAUGGUUCGAUUGACAGUCUGAUCAUGUCUCUCUGUAAAAUUCUACAUGCUAAUUUAAAGAUAAAUGGGAACAGGCUCACGCAAAACCUGCCACCUCUGAUCUCCUCGAAUUUUUCUUUAAUCGAUGCAACGUCAGCAUUAACCGUGUGUAUAGCGACUGUAAAAUAAAACGUUUUGUUACAGUCGCUUUGUUUACUAAAACUUGGUCCACUUUUGUUCUCGCGAAGUUGAUGAAACGUUUGACCAUUUGCGGGACUUUUUAAAAUUUCCUUCCUCUCUCGCAAAGUAGCAAAUGAAAGUUGUCUCGCUUGCUCUCGGCAACUAACGGCAAUAAAAUCGAGUGAGUUACGGUCAAUCGGCGGUGACGGCGAAGCUAAGGAUAAUACAUCGAUUUAUUUGCACGGGAAGCUCUCGAAUCUAAAAGCUUCGAAGUAUUUCUCUGUAUCUAUCCCUUCGCGGGAAUCAUGGAGGCUAAUACUCCUGGGCCAAAGUGGGAACUAAAAGCGGUGGUAAAUGGGGUCGGUCAGCCUUCGAUACCGUUAUACGCAGCAGCCUUCUCCCUCCCUCUGACGUCACAGGGUAGACAGAGACUCGAGCUCGCUACCAUCCCCCAUUGGCUUUCAUUUCGGGUCAACCGAGGUCACGCCGUAAUACCGUGUUCGACUUUACUUUCUUUCCCUCUUCUCUCACCCUCGAAGAACAAUCUUUCCUUUCUAUCGUCUCCCUUUGGACCCGAUUCCUCCACUGUUCUGUUCGCAAUCUCGCGUACAGGUAAUUAUGGUUACAAUCGAUCACGAUUCUAAAUGAAAGAAAAAAAAAAAAGCAAAGAUAAAGUGUCGAAGAGUUUGAAAAAAAUCUAGAGAAUUCGUCUGGUAUGCGAGAAUUCUUGGCUGAAUUCCGAGCUGGGCGGCCGCGAAUGAUCGAUAGAAGGUUACUCUGCGCGUGAAAAUAAAUCAAAGGAGUACAUUUGAUUGGAAUUUCUUAGAAACGCGUCGUUUCUGUUGAACAAUUAAAUGUAAUGUUUUAUGAAGUUGUUCCAGAGGGAAAAACUUUAUUUCUCGCUGUUAUUUAGCAAAUUUCCCAUUCCACCGAUGACGAAAAGAACGAGAAGUAAGAAAAAUGUUUCGUUCAAUUUACCCUCUUCGAUUCCGUGUAUUUACACCGGAAAUGUGUCCGUGACAAUCGCGCUAUCACGCGUACAUUCCUAAUUUUGAUGUAAUUUUGAUGUAUCGAGUUUCGUCUGGCUGUAGAAAAUUUUAGCCUAAUUUCAUUCGCGUCUCGGUUGCGAACGAGCGCGCGUUCGACAAGCGGAAACGGGAUGCAACUCUGUCUUUGAUAGGCCGGAAACUCGGUAGAAUGGCCAGAAACUCGUCACUGGCAAGCCUCUGACAGCUUUCGAUAAAACUUCCCUCCAGAAUCGGGGCGAACGCUACGGGAGAACUGCCGUGCUUUUACCCCCCGUUGAUUGUUGCUCCAGCGUGUUAUUCUAUACAAGCUCUGCUAACGGCGGCGGGCUUAACUUUUAAACGGGCAGCUUUAAAAAACCGAUACAAACUUCCCCGUUAAUCCUGCGGAAAUUCUAUUCAUCCUGUCGUUUCGCGUGUCGCUGUAAUACGCGUAAUAGCCAUGAAAAGAGGCGAUACGCUUGUCAGAAAACGCCGACUCGGGUCAUUCUCCUUCUUCGUAGGAAUGACACAUAUAUUACACGCAUACAGGGUGUCCCGUUUUAAUUCAUCUCCACGUAAUUAAUAAACUGUUUCAUUCGUUCGAGAAAGAAAAACGUUUGAAAUAACAAUCGAACUUGUCUAAUUGUGAGUUAGGUAAUCUCGAGAUCCCCGCUUCUCUAAAUGGAAACAUAUGUUUCCUUUUCUUUGCAGUUCGACUUUCUAUGGAAAAGUAUUUGAAAUUUAAUUUUAUAAAACUUGUUGCAUAAGGAGCAAGAAUAAUGUGAACACAAAUGUAUCGUCCCUUAUAUUACAAACGUUAAUAUGUUAACAAAGUUACGAAUGGUAA
Molecule: messenger RNA, 3129 nt
Organism: Heterotrigona itama
Lineage: Eukaryota; Metazoa; Arthropoda; Insecta; Hymenoptera; Apidae
Source: the annotation of a GenBank genome assembly